GUCAUCAUGGCGACGCGGGGCCAUGUGCAGGACCCUAACGACAGGCGCCUCCGGCCCAUUUACGAUUAUCUUGAUAAUGGUAAUAAUAAAAUGGCAAUUCAGCAAGCAGACAAAUUGUUGAAAAAGCAUAAGGAUCUUCAUUGUGCUAAGGUUUUAAAGGCAAUUGGUUUACAGAGAACUGGAAAGCAAGAGGAAGCCUUCAUCUUGGCGCAGGAGGUGGCAGCCCUUGAACCCACAGACGACAACUCGCUGCAGGCACUGACUAUUCUUUACCGGGAGAUGCAUCGACCGGAGUUAGUCACAAAACUUUAUGAGGCAGCUGUGAAGAAAGUUCCCAAUAGUGAGGAAUAUCACUCUCACCUCUUCAUGGCCUAUGCCAGAGUGGGCGAAUACAAGAAAAUGCAACAGGCUGGCAUGGCUCUAUAUAAGAUUGUACCCAAAAACCCUUACUACUUUUGGUCUGUGAUGAGCUUAAUAAUGCAAUCUAUAUCAGCGCAGGAUGAAAACCUCUCAAAAACGAUGUUUCUGCCCCUUGCUGAGAGAAUGGUAGAAAAAAUGGUAAAAGAGGACAAGAUAGAAGCAGAGGCUGAAGUUGAACUUUAUUAUAUGAUCCUAGAACGUUUGGGAAAGUACCAGGAAGCCUUGGAUGUCAUCAGAGGAAAAUUAGGAGAGAAGUUAACAAGUGAGAUUCAGAGUCGGGAAAAUAAAUGCAUGGCUAUGUACAAGAAGCUGAGCAGGUGGCCAGAGUGCAAUGCCCUUUCUCGGCGCCUCUUACUGAAAAACUCAGAUGACUGGCAGUUCUAUCUGACUUAUUUCGAUUCUGUCUUUCGACUGAUUGAAGAAGCCUGGACUCCUCCUGCUGAAGGUGAACACUCUUUAGAAGGAGAAGUACAUUAUUCUGCAGAAGAGGCUGUGAGAUUUAUAGAAGAUCGGAUAACAGAAGAAUCUAAAAGUUCUCGCCAUCUCCGAGGACCACAUCUAGCUAAACUGGAGCUGAUUAGACGUUUACGACGUCAAGGUUUUAAUGAUGAGUACAAACUGGGUGAUCCAGAAGAAUUAAUGUUCCAGUAUUUUAAAAAGUUUGGGGAUAAACCUUGUUGUUUCACAGACCUCAAGGUGUUUGUUGACCUCUUGCCUGCUACACAGUGUACAAAAUUUAUUAAUCAGUUACUUGGAGUUGUUCCUUUGUCAACACCAACAGAGGAUAAGCUGGCACUGCCUGCUGACAUCAGAGCUCUGCAGCAACAUUUGUGUGUGGUGCAGCUGACGAGGUUACUUGGCUUGUACCACAUGAUGGAUAAAAAUCAGAAAUUGAGUGUGGUGAGAGAAUUGAUGUUAAGGUACCAGCAUGGACUAGAAUUUGGGAAAUCCUGUUUGAAAACCGAAUUGCAAUUUUCAGACUAUUACUGUCUCCUUGCUGUCCAUGUGCUUAUUGAUAUAUGGAGAGAAACAGGUGAUGAGACCGCUGUGUGGCAGGCCCUGACUUUGCUGGAAGAGGGACUAACUCACAGCCCUUCCAAUGCUCAAUUCAAAUUGCUGCUUGUUCGAAUCUACUGUAUGCUGGGGGCAUUUGAACCGGUGGUGGAUCUGUAUUCCAGCCUUGAUGCUAAGCAUAUCCAGCAUGACACCAUUGGUUAUCAUUUGACCCGAUACGCCGAAUCCCUAGGUCAGUAUGCUGCUGCAUCCCAGUCCUGUAACUUCGCGCUCAGGUUUUUCCACUCCAACCAGAAAGAUACCUCAGAAUAUAUUAUUCAAGCUUACAAAUAUGGUGCAUUUGAGAAGAUCCCAGAGUUUAUCGCUUUUAGGAACAGGCUGAAUAAUUCUCUUCAUUUUGCACAAGUCCGUACUGAACGGAUGUUGUUAGACCUUCUACUUGAAGCAAAUGUAUCAACCAGCUUAGCAGAAAGUAUAAAGUCAAUGAAUCUUCGGCCAGAAGAAGAUGACAUUCCAUGGGAAGCCUUGCGAGACAACAGAGACUUAAAUGUUUUCUUUAGCUGGGAUCCAAAAGACAGGGAUGUUUCUGAAGAACAUAAGAAAUUUUCCUUGGAGGAGGAAACAAUGUGGUUAAGAAUCCGUUCCUUAACCUUGAGGCUGAUCAGUGGACUUCCAAGUCUUAACCAUUCUGUUGGGCCAGAGAAUUCGGAGAAGACCACUGAGAAUGGAGUAUCCUCCCGGAUUGAUAUUUUCCGUUUGCUCCUUCAACAGCUGGAGGUGGCCCUGGAGACGGGAAAGCGAUUUAUUGAGAAGGACAUUCAGUAUCCUUUCCUUGGUCCUGUACCUACCAGAAUGGCUGGAUUCUUUAAUUCUGGCUGUUCUCAGUGUCAGACCAGCUCUUUUUAUCUUGUUAGUGAUAUUUAUGAGCUGGACAUCAAUGGUUUAGAGGAUACAAUGGAGAUCCAGGAGCGAGUAGAGAAUAGUCUUAAGUCUUUACUAGAACAGUUAAAAGAUGUCUUCAGUAAAUGUAAAGGUGAUCUUUUAGAAGUUAAAGAUGGUAACUUGAAAACACAUCCUACUCUUUUAGAAAAUCUAGUCUUCUUGGUUGAGACUAUUUCUAUUAUCCUUUGGGUGUCCAGUUACUGUGAGAGUGUCCUGCGACCAUACAAAUUAAAUUUACAGAAAAAGAAGAAGAAGAAAAAAGAAACCAGCAUCGUCAUGCCACCUGUCUUUACCAGUUUCCAAGACUAUGUUACUGGGCUUCAGACUUUAAUUUCGAAUGUUGUGGAUCAUAUUAAAGGACUUGAAGCACAUCUAAUUGCACUUAAACUUGAAGAUCUUAUUUUAGAAGACACUUCCCUCUCACUGGAAGAGAGAAAAUUUUCAAAGACUGUACAAGGGAAGGUACAGAGCAGUUACCUGCACUCACUUCUGGAAAUUGGGGAGCUGCUGAAAAAAAGACUUGAGACUACAAAGAAACUAAAAAUUUAAGUUAGUGUGAACCACAAGCACUGAUGACUCUACAACAGAAAAUGACAUCAUCUUCCCAGGCAAAAGCUACAUCUGGUUGACCAUCAUUUUAAUCCAGAACUUCCUCAUAAAAUGCAUGAAGGACUUUGAUCGUGAAUUAAUUUUUUAGGUAUUAAAUGUAUACAACUGAUUAAAUUAUUGUAUAUAAACCGGAAGCAGGACCCUCGUCUGGGUUUGACCACUUUUUAUACAUGUUCAUAUGCAUAUGGCAGCCACAAGAGAACCCCACUCUUCUUCUUCCCUUCUAUCACCGGAAACAUCUGGUGGGGUGGGGGGAAAGCAGCAAUAGAAAUUAAGCAUAAAGCAUUGACCUCAGAGCAGCUGAAUGGCCCUACCAUUAUAUCAGUGCGUGUUUUGGUCUGGUCCUUGAGCCUUAGGAAUCAGAAAGCAGAAGAAGAGGGGGACCAUGAUUGGGAGCAGGCCCUCUUUCCACAUUAGCAGUUUAGUUUUGAGGCUUCCUCAAAUGCUUGGCUCCCACAGAACCCAAGGCAGGUACCCAAAGGGCCUCAGAUGAAAUUUGGCAUAAGCACCUGCCACUGAAGGACAUCACUCAGAUGCCCACAGGCUGUCGUUUUUCAGCUUAAUAAUCCCAAUGGCCGAGACAUCCCCAUCCUAGCUCCUGUGAGAGUUAAAUCAGAAGUAGCCUUUUGUUACCUUACAGCUGUUUGGAGGGGAAAGUAGUGCAGACCACUUACAAGCCUGCUGAGGACUAGCUUGCUGUCUUUCGUCUAUUUGCGAAAGAUGGGAAUCACUGUUUUAAAGAAGAGAGGUGUACAUAAUUUAUGCAGGCAAGUCUAAUACCAGUGUCGUUGGU
Eubalaena glacialis (North Atlantic right whale) is the source of this 3778-nucleotide messenger RNA. It is a transcript of the gene NAA25, whose product is annotated as N-alpha-acetyltransferase 25, NatB auxiliary subunit. Gene Ontology annotation, biological process: N-terminal peptidyl-methionine acetylation. Gene Ontology annotation, molecular function: protein-N-terminal amino-acid acetyltransferase activity; protein binding. The record is from RefSeq and is a predicted model, not a curated record. Bases 7 to 2925 code for a protein of 972 amino acids. Lineage: Eukaryota; Metazoa; Chordata; Mammalia; Artiodactyla; Balaenidae. Gene Ontology annotation, cellular component: cytoplasm; NatB complex. The transcript has 24 exons.